This is a messenger RNA of Penicillium digitatum Pd1, 441 nucleotides long. RefSeq names its product Fungal transcriptional regulatory protein, N-terminal. NCBI's taxonomy places the organism in Eukaryota, Fungi, Ascomycota, Eurotiomycetes, Eurotiales, Aspergillaceae. The record is from RefSeq and is a predicted model, not a curated record.
AUGAUGGAACUCACUCAACACUUUGGCCGUUACGCCUGGGCCUUGAGCCUCCAACAGAUGAGACAGUCUUUUCCAGAGGAAAUCAAUCAUCUCUGCGCAUUGUCGCAGGCAUUCAAAAUCGUGGCUUUGCUAUAUGGCAGACGCAUUCUGGAUGUGCUCACAGAAACCCUCACAACUCAGGACGAUCUAGUCUCCAAACUGGUGGGUCUGACUUAUAUUUGGAAAGACGACGAGGUGCUCUUCAAAUGUGUUCUGUGGGUUAUCUUCGUGGCUGGCUUGGAGUGUCGGUCGCGGGCCCAGAAUGACUCUAUGGUUGAAUAUCUAGGGAAAUUUUGGACCGCUACGAGUUUUUUGAAUGUAAUCACUGCAGCGAAGAUCCUACCGGAUUAUUGGGACAAGGAAGCAGGCGAGACUCCAACGCGGUGGAUAUUUGAUAAAUAG